This is a messenger RNA of Bursaphelenchus xylophilus (pine wood nematode), 1030 nucleotides long. NCBI's taxonomy places the organism in Eukaryota, Metazoa, Nematoda, Chromadorea, Rhabditida, Aphelenchoididae. The record is from the annotation of a GenBank genome assembly.
AUGUCUAACAACAGGACGCGAUCGGUUAGUUUGCUGUUAUAUUGUAGUAGGCUAUGACCUUUGAAUACUUGGACGGAUUCUUACUCAACGUUUUAGAGAUCCCAGAGGUUGAAGGAUGACAAUGCUCCAAAAAGACCUUUGAAUGCCUACAAGAUCUUCUACAAGCAUUAUUAUGAGCAGUUUAAUAGGAAAAAUCCGACAACAGCCAUUGAUGCCAAAACUUUGAUAUCUCAGAUUGGCCGAGCUUGGAGGGGACUGUCGGAAGAAGAGAAACAGGUACUUUAACAGUUCAUGAGCACUCCUUUUUCAGCCCUUCCAAGAAAAGGCUUUGAAAGACAAACAAAGAUACGAAAAAGAAUUUGAGGAUUACAAAAAGUCCGCCGAUUACAAAAAGUUUGUCAGUAAGUUCAUUACUGUAGUUGUGAAGUUGAUUACAUCGAUCGAGAUUCGUUUAUGUUUUCUUUCAGAGAAACAAGAAGCCCAUUUGCCAGACAUUCCAGUUUUCAGUAAAGAAUUUGUGAAGCAUAAUAAAGGCAAGUUUAUAAGGUAAUAUAAGGCGGCGCGUGCGUUCUUCUUUCGGACCUCCCCGUAGCAGGCCCACAAACGAGAAACCCUGAGUUUAGAACGCAUGCGCCGUGUAUAUACAUUUUUGCUUUUUUGGUAUUCAUUUCCAUACACAAUUUCAGACAGGGAAGCCGAACUUCGACAGUUGCGGAAGGAGAUCUCAUCAUUUGAAGACAAAGCGGCUCCCAUUGUUGAUCGAAUUAAUGACAUCCAAGAAGAGAUUGAUGCAUUAAACAAGGACCCCAAAUAUCUGGAGAUCCUCGAGAAAGAGAAGUUGAUGGGAAUCUGGACAAGGAAGUUAAUCCCUGAAUUAGAACGAGCCGGUCUUCUGGAUGAACUUGGCAUUUCUUUCGAGACCUCCCCUGAGGAGCUUAUUGAUGUCAUGGAAUCCGUGCAGCAUGACGGGAGCACUAUGAACAAGCUAAAGAGUGCAUUCAACAAAUUCUAUCUACCUCUGUCCUCCUAA